Solanum stenotomum is the source of this 644-nucleotide messenger RNA. RefSeq names its product histone H3.2. NCBI's taxonomy places the organism in Eukaryota, Viridiplantae, Streptophyta, Magnoliopsida, Solanales, Solanaceae. The transcript has a single exon. Bases 81 to 491 code for a protein of 136 amino acids. The record is from RefSeq and is a predicted model, not a curated record. Gene Ontology annotation, cellular component: nucleosome. Gene Ontology annotation, molecular function: protein heterodimerization activity; DNA binding; structural constituent of chromatin.
ACAUUCAAAAUCUCAAGAAGUUUCUAAAACCUUCCAUCUCUUUACACUUUCUACCAAAUCUCCUAAACCCUAAUUUCCAAAUGGCUCGUACUAAGCAAACCGCCCGAAAAUCCACUGGAGGAAAAGCUCCGAGGAAGCAAUUGGCGACCAAAGCUGCCAGAAAGUCAGCUCCGGCCACCGGAGGAGUGAAGAAGCCUCACAGAUUCAGGCCAGGAACUGUGGCUCUUCGUGAGAUCCGUAAGUACCAGAAGUCAACUGAGCUUCUGAUCCGUAAGCUCCCAUUCCAGCGUUUGGUUCGUGAGAUUGCUCAGGAUUUCAAGACUGAUCUCCGUUUCCAGAGUUCAGCUGUUGCUGCACUCCAGGAAGCUGCUGAAGCUUACCUUGUUGGUUUGUUUGAAGACACUAACUUGUGUGCCAUUCAUGCUAAGAGGGUUACUAUCAUGCCUAAGGAUAUCCAACUUGCUAGGAGAAUUAGGGGUGAGAGGGCAUAAAUGUGAAUUAAUGGUAGCUUUUAGUUGGAAAAAAAGAAUCAAUGGUAGAUUGUUGUUAAGAGUUUCCCGUGUAUUUUGAUUCAGAAUUUACUCGAUUCUGGAGAUGUAGUUGAAAUGAAAGUAUUCUAAUGAAUUAUCAGUGCUUUUUGCAAA